UCGCACGCGCCUUCCGGCUCUCUCAAAACCCUCCACCCACCCACCCAAACUGCUCGCUAAUCCACGGGACGCACGCGCGGCCCUGGGGUGCAAUGCAAGGAAUGUGGCUCUGGUCUCGACGACACCCCUUAAGCAGCAUGCGGGGCUUUGGAAAGUGAAGGGCUGAAGAGAAAAGCGAGGAGGAGGGGCGCGAGCUGGGGCCAGCCCUGCCAGGAGGAGGAGGAGGAGGAGGAGGAAUAAUUGAGGAGCUCGCGUCGGCCGGGGUUGUGUAUGCACCGGCCUCGCGCUCGGCUCGGGAGCGGCGGCCCCUCACAAGCAAGCGGGGCGAGGUGUGCACGCGCGCGCGCGCGCUGUAUAUGUGUGUGGGGAGAGAAGCAAGCAGACAGGUGCGGCGGUAACAGCAGCAGCGACCGAAGAGAGUAGGAGCAUCGAGGCACCGCGCCUUGCUUCCCUACAGCGCCCCAACAUGAGAAAAAAGGCGCCCUGACUGCCGCUCCGAGCUCCUGGACCUGCUUCGCCGGGGGUGGGGUGGGGUGGCGCAGCACCGCGGGCCCCCCAACCUUAACCCGUCUCACAGCUCGGACGAGGUGUCGUCCCCACCCUCGCCGCCGCCACCACUACCACCACACGCCCUUACCCCGGGGGAAGCGAUGAGCUAUGAAGCCACCCGGCAGAAGUUCUCUGCGGCAGCAGCCCGUCUCUGGCCGCCGCUACCGCAACAGCAGCAGCAAUCUCUCUACUACGGCUCCUCCGACCUCCUCUUCCUCGUCUUCUUGGCCGCCGCGGCUGCCUCUGUCCAGCUUCUUCCAUCUCCUCUUUUUGACGCUUCUGGUCUUCUGCCCCGGAUGCCCACAGAGCCGGGGGGUUAUUGCUGCCACCGCUCUGCAUUGGAAUGAAACUGCAGGAGAUGUAGGAAGAACACUGGCAGACGGUGAAGACACUGCAUUUCAACAGACAAACAGUAGCAGCAGUAAAAAUGACAGUCACAGCAGUGCAUUCCAGAAAGAAAUCACUUUGCCUUCAAGACUUGUCUAUUAUCUUAACAGAGACUCUGAAAGCCCUUACCAUGUCUUGGAUACUAGGACAAGGCACCAGCAAAAACACAAUAAGGCUGUACAUCUGGCUCAGGCAAGUUUCCAGAUUGAGGCCUUCGGCUCCACAUUUAUUCUUGACCUCUCAUUGAAUAAUGAUUUAUUAUCCUCUGAUUAUGUGGAGAUUCAUUAUGAAGAUGGAAAACCACAGUAUUCAAAGGGAGGAGAACACUGUUACUAUCAUGGGAUUAUUAGAAGUAUCAAGAACUCUAAAGCUGCACUUUCCACAUGUAAUGGGCUCCAUGGCAUGUUUGAUGAUGGUACUUAUGUGUACUUGAUUGAGCCUAUGGAGUUGACUCACAGUAUAACAAGCAUAGGUAGGCCACAUGUCAUCAAAAAAACAUUAGGAACAACUACCUCCAAGGGAUUGGAAGAUCUUGAUUUUGACUCUACUUCUGAAUGGCCCUACAUGUCUGAGUUGCAGUGGCUAAGAAGAAGAAGAAGGAGGGAUGUAGCACAUGGAAUAUUUGAAGAAACAAAAUACCUGGAGCUUAUGAUUGUUAAUGACCAUAAAAUGUUCAAAAAGCAUCGAUCAUCCCAUGCUUAUACAAACAACUUUGCGAAGUCUGUGGUAAACCUUGUAGAUGCUAUUUACAAGGAGCAAUUGAAUACCAGGGUUGUUUUGGUUGCCGUUGAAACCUGGUCAGACAGGGAUCGUAUUAAUAUUCGCCCUGACCCAAGGCAGAUGCUUCAUGACUUCUCCAAAUAUCGACUGCAUUUCAUCAGACAGCGUGCUGAUGCUGUACACCUUCUUUCGAAUGUAACAUUUCAUUACAAAAGGAGUAGCCUGAGUUACUUUGGAGGAGUUUGUUCUGUGGCUAGAGGUGUUGGAGUAAACGAGUAUGGCCUUCCCUUGGCAAUGGCACAAGAACUAUCCCAAAGCCUGGCUCAGAAUCUAGGAAUACAGUGGGAGCCAGGAGCCAGAAAACCAAAAUGUGACUGCACAGAAUCCUGGGGUGGAUGUCUCAUGGAGGAAACAGGUGUUUACCACCCCAGAAAAUUCUCCAGGUGCAGCAUUGAAGAUUACAAAACAUUUUUACGUCGAGGGGGUGGUUUCUGUCUUUUCAACAGGCCCACAAAGUUGUUUGACACCACUGAAUGUGGAAAUGGGUAUGUGGAACCAGGAGAAGAAUGUGACUGUGGUUUCCAAGUGGAUUGCCAUGGAGAGUGCUGUAAGAAAUGCUCUCUCUCUAAUGGAGCUCAUUGCAGUGAUGGCCCAUGUUGUAAUGAAACCUGCCUUUUUUUUCCACGAGGCUUUGAAUGCCGGGGUGUUGUGAAUGAGUGUGACAUUCCAGAGAUCUGCACUGGAGACACUGGGCAGUGCCCACCAAAUCUUCAUAAGCAAGAUGGAUUUGCUUGUGAUUCUAAUCAGGGGCGUUGCUACAAUGGAGAGUGCAAGACUAGAGAUAAUCAGUGCAAAUACAUCUGGGGAACUAAGGCUUCAGGGUCUCAUAAACACUGUUAUGAGAAGCUUAACACGGAAGGCACUAAAAAGGGAAACUGUGGAAAGGACGGUGAUAACUGGAUUCCAUGCAACAAACAUGAUGUGUUCUGUGGUUUACUGCUUUGUGCAAAUCUUGAUGGAGUUCCACAAAUUGGUCACCUUCAGGGAGAAAUUACUCCAACUUCUUUUUUCCACCAAGGUGUAGUAGUGAAUUGCAGUGGUGCUCAUGUACUUUUGGAUGAUGAUACAGAUUUAGGAUAUGUAGAAGAUGGAGCCCCAUGUGGUCCUCAUAUGAUGUGUAUGGACAGAAGAUGCCUAUCCAUUCAGGCUCUGAACAUCAGCAGUUGCCCUAUUGGUGCUAAUGGAAAAGUUUGUUCAGGGCAUGGGGUGUGCAGUAAUGAAGCCACGUGUAUUUGUAACCAUACCUGGGCAGGGACAGAUUGUAGCAUGUUUGAUCCUAUAAAGCCGGAAGACCCGGGUAAAACCGAAGGACCAAAGGAAAUGUCAAAAAGAGAAGAUACGAUCCCAGUCAAGGAGGUAUCUAAGGAACUCGCUGGAAGAGCUUUUCUGGUGCACUACUGGAUUUUGGGUAUAGUGGCUUUUUGUAGUAGCUGUACAGAAAAUACAUCACUGCAGAAGAAAAUUAAGAAAGGUGAUGAUUUACUACAAACUGCAAGCUGAGAUAUUAAUGAAAGGGCUGAAGGAAAAUCUGUCCUUUUUGGAGAUUCAAGUUCAAGAACUCCCUUCACUCAUCUCUCUCUUUUUUUUUAGGUUGUUAGAGACAAGACAAAUGUUAUAAAUGAACUAUUUUGGCCUAAUUUUAAAAAAAACAAAGAAUGGAGUAAACAAACCAAGUGCAAUAAGAGAACUGUUUCAAAAAUAAUCAAAUAGAUAAAAGAGUUUCUUAACUGAGAACUUGAGUACGCAUGACCUUUUUCAUAUUAAUGACAGACUCCAGUGGCAUGAUAAGCUAACUUUUGAAACGGUAACCUGCAUGGCGCAUAUAUACAGCAAACGAGCUAGCAAGCUGACCCCCAAGCAAAAUCUGCAUACCAAGUAACAAAUAAAUACAAAACAUAGAAAAGCUGAUUCUGGAUUCUUAUGAAAUCACUUUCCACCAGUGCAACACAUACUGCUCUCUGAGCUCUAUAGCUCCCUUCCUAAUACAUGUAUUCCUCAUUAAUCUUUUUGUUUUGUUUUUUGAGCAAAGUUCAUUGGUGUGGCAGGUCAUGCCAUGAUGAUGCAUAGUUUUAAGUAUGGAAAUAAGAUAUUUUUUGUUAUAUCACUCUGAGAUAUAUAUCAGUUGUCUUAAACCUUUUGUUCUCUGUGUAAACCUAUUUCCAUGAGUUUGUAAAGCCUUUAAAAAUGUUAUCUUUUAACUUUUUUGUAGCAUGUAAUAUAAUGAGGAUUCUAGAUUUGCUCUAAAAAGGCAUAUAUCACAUGCAGAUGCAGGGAGUUCCAGCAGAAAACAGGCGUGCUUUUUAAAUUUGUAUGCUUGAAACCAAAAAAACAACCCCAUCCAAAACCUAUUAAUAUGUGUAAAGGCAUAUGUAUGCAAUGAGUUUUCCUCUUUCUGAAUGCAUUAUUUGCUGUCAUGCAGAUAUUUUGUAUAUAAUGUAAGAAAGUUGACACCCUCUCAAAUUAAUCACAGAAGUGCCAAGCUUAUAACUUUUUAAUUUUACCAUCUGUUUUCCUUUCACUAUCUCACAUCGUAUGAAAGGAAAAGAAGCCUAAAUAAGCCUUAAAAUAUCUAUAAAAUACUGAGAGCUUUUAAUAGGUUAAGGCUUUCCCAUUUAUUGUUUCGUAUUCCUUACCACCUCCUCAACCUGAGGUCCAGCUUUCUGUUUCUGAAAAGCUUGUAAAACUGAACCAAACAUCCAUAUUUAUCUGUGUAAUAUGUACCUUUCAAAGCACAGCCUUGAAUGUCACUUUCUAGACUACUUGUGGUUACUGUCAUUGCUCACAUCUGUUUGGUAAAAUAAGGAUACUAUUGUGAUUUAUAUAUUCAGAUAGUACUACUUCAUGCUUACGCAUGAGAGUCUAUUUAAGUAUUCAUUAUUUCUCUCUUGUCCUCAUGCUUCAGUUCAAUAGUCACAUCAGUUCACUACCUGCUGUAAAAUGUAAAAAGCAGUAGUGGUAAAGCUAUAACUUCCAUUAGCAUCUCAGAGUAAGUUGUAUUGUGAUUAAAGCAUGUCUGAACUGGUGCCCUUCUGCAGGGUGAUCGUGUAUUAGCUUUAUGCUGAUACCACAUUAUCUUGUGGGAUGCUGCUAGGUGCUGCUGGAAUCACACAGGUUGUCCAUCCAUGCCUGCUGGGAAACAGUGAUAGGACAUCUUGCAUAUAACCAGCUGUGGUUAGAGACAGUAAUUGUCCUAACCCUUCCUUUCAAUUCUUGUUGCAUCAGACCAGUAGGAACAGAAGGUGCAGUCACAGCCAGAGCUCCAAAUGCUUUGUCUGGUGCUCAUUCAUGCCAGUGGAAGACUCCUUUUUGAUUACAAUUGGCGGUAGGUUUGUACCUCCAAAGUCUCAGGCAGUUAAAAACGUCUGGUUGUUUUAGUGCAUAUUAAUUUAAUCCAGCUGAUCCUAGAGAUAUUACUUUCAAUGUAUACUGAUGUAAAUAUUUUACCAUUUUAAGAUUAUUUUCCCACAGCUUAAUUCAGAACUAUUCUUAAUAACAAAGUUAAACCAUGACAGUUUUUAAAGAUACCUUUUAAAUGUGUUGAAUCUGUUUUGAGAUUUAACUGUAGAACUUAAUAAAACAUCAUUCUUCGAGACACCAUUCUUUCUUCAUGCUGUUAAUUUGUUUUCAGUUAUGUAUCGUCAUAGUAGCCUUUCCCAUGAAAACUGUCCUUUAGGUAAAGACUGUUUUCACAAAAUUGCCAUAAUUGAUUAAAAAUUGUUGUUAUGAAUAAAAGAUGCAACAGGCAAGCCUGAAAUAUAUUCAGAGCAUUGAUACUCAGCUUUCAUAAGACUCUCUGAUAAAGGCCGUUCUGCCCAAGCAACCAUUUGCAGACAAUGUUGUGUGUUGCUUUUCUUCUUGAACUGAAAACAAAAUUGGCUCUGAGUCUCUGAAAGUAAAAAAUAUAUUUGAUGUACUCCAUUCUGGAUCCUCUCACUUGUAGUACAAAGUUGUCCAUAUAACUGUUUUUCUUAAUGACACUUUGCUUUCAAGUAUAUUUGGGAUAAUGAUAUCUAAAUAGGUGCUAAGGACUCUCUUUGGUUCUGAUGUUCUGGAAGUGAUGUGGUAACCACAGUAGACGAUGCCAUUCAGUAUGGUUAGAAAAAUAAAUUUGUUGCAUUUGGGGCGGGGGGGGGGAAUCUCUUCCAAGUAAUUCACAAAAACAUUGUAAAUGUGCGAUGUGAUGUUUUUAAUCAGACCACACUGGUCCCCAAUUAUGUACAUAUGGUAAGAGUUGGUGUAACUUUUUGUUACACUAGCAGUUUCAUAAGAAAUAUAAUUUCUUGUCUCAGUUUCUCCUUUGUUUUUCUGUUGUGUGUUUAAAAUACACAAACUUUAUGUAUAGAAUGUAAAUGACCAUGCAACCACAUAGCUCACAGAAGUGGAUUGUAAUGUUUUCUGUAGUACUAGAGUUAUCUAAUUGCAUCUGUUAAAGUAGAUAUUUUAUUUAUUAAGUCUUCAUUUGCCACAUUUUGUAGAGAAUAUAUACUACUUGCGUUCUUUUUUAACCAUAAGUGUCAUUUUUAGUGUUGUUUGGCAGAACAAGUGUCAAUUUCAUACACUAUAUUUUUGCUCUAUUAAAAAGGAUUCAUUUUGGCAGGAAAAUGUAUGGAAAUUUCUAUAGCUUAUGUUGAUAUGCUGCAUGAUCCCACUGAAUUGAGUCAAUCCUCUACUAAGAGGAAAGCUCCACUACUCAAAUUAACAAAAGUAUAUUAUAGGUGCAUGUUAAAAUAAAGUACAUAGAACUGGAGUUUUACAAAGUUUUCUUUACUAUGCAAUGAUAGGUAUUGCACAAUCUUAAAAUUCAAAGACAGGUGUCUGAGGAACUUUACAAAUAAUACUUGAAUUUAUUUUUGAUCUAAGAAGCUAUCAAUCAUAUUUUAUAUUCAUUGUUGCUUCCACUAUUAAUCUUCCUUUAAAAUUGUUUGUAAUUAUUUUUUUAAGUGCGCAAUAUGACAUAAACUAGUUUUUGUUUGAAGUUAAUACUCAUUCAUAUCUUGUGGGCUGCUGAUGAAUGGGAAUUCAGUUGUCAUUGUUCUGCAUCUUAGCAAAUGAGUAUUAAAGACUUCAUGAACAUGGAAAGCUUCAA
Hemicordylus capensis (graceful crag lizard) is the source of this 6802-nucleotide messenger RNA. It is a transcript of the gene ADAM23, whose product is annotated as ADAM metallopeptidase domain 23. The record is from RefSeq and is a predicted model, not a curated record. Lineage: Eukaryota; Metazoa; Chordata; Lepidosauria; Squamata; Cordylidae. Gene Ontology annotation, cellular component: presynaptic membrane. Gene Ontology annotation, biological process: proteolysis. Gene Ontology annotation, molecular function: metalloendopeptidase activity. Bases 658 to 3216 code for a protein of 852 amino acids. The transcript is spliced from 25 exons.